Molecule: messenger RNA, 932 nt
Organism: Chrysemys picta bellii (western painted turtle)
Lineage: Eukaryota; Metazoa; Chordata; Testudines; Emydidae
Source: RefSeq, a predicted model, not a curated record
UUCUUGUGUUCUUGUGUGUUAGGAUUCUGAAUUCUAUUGCAAGCUUCCAGCAUGAGGAUUCUUUGAUUUGAUCUAAUUUCUCUGUUUGUAUGCCAUGAACCAUAGCCCUUCACAGUACUUUUGAGGAUCCGUGCCUUAGUGUCUUCCAUUUCAAAUCAAUAACAAUAGUGAAGUCCUGAGCAGUUAUCAUGGAAUCUCUGGCACUUCUAUUUUACAGGGUCAAAACUCUAGUUGGGAGUAGGGUUUUUGGUUUUUUACAUUUAUUUUAUUAAUUCAUUUCCUUUUUUAAAAAUACUUUUUACAUCACUGCUUAAUCUAUCCCCUGCAUUACUUGCUUACUUCGUGGGGUGAACAGAGGGAGAGAGAGCCAAGAAAUGUUUAUCCACAUAGGAAACUGCAAAGGUCAGAAGAACGCGCUAUCCUAAAAGAGAACAGCCAUUGUAUUCUAAAACAUGCAGUCUGCUUGGCAGAGAUUUGGAGUUUGUUCCUCAUGUCUGAAAAGGCAGCUAAAUGACUUAAUUAAAUGGCAAAGGAGAUUGAUUCCAGGAUGGAUCAGAUCUAUUUACAGUGAGACAGGGAAGUGGGAAAGAGACUAUGGAUUGGAAACAAGAAAGAAAGUUGAGAAGUGGUGGCUUCCAAGAAUGAAGGAACAGUUUUGCAAAACUUCAGAAACAGAUAAAUCAAGACAAAAGUUUUAUGUGCUUUCAAUGUUCCCAUACCCUUCUGGAAAGCUGCACAUGGGCCAUGUUCGUGUCUAUACCAUCAGUGACACAAUAGCACGGUUCCAGAAAAUGAGAGGGAUGCAGGUGAUAAAUCCAAUGGGAUGGGAUGCAUUUGGGUUACCUGCAGAAAAUGCUGCAAUUGAACAUGGGCUGCACCCAGCAAACUGGACACAAAGGUAUUUUUUAUUUACGUAGGUACUUAUCAAAUUC